Linnemannia hyalina is the source of this 375-nucleotide messenger RNA. Lineage: Eukaryota; Fungi; Mortierellomycota; Mortierellomycetes; Mortierellales; Mortierellaceae. The record is from the annotation of a GenBank genome assembly.
AUGGACAUCAUGUCAAGGCCUUUCAUUCACGCAGACAAGUUCAAAUCCGCUCCCGAGGACAUAUUACCGGACGACCAGUUCCUGACGACCUACUUGUAUUUCUUUCCGGAACAAGUCUAUGCGGUCCGUCCACCUCUGUCAGCUGCCGUUAUUUCAAGGCGCUUUGAGGCGAUCGACAACCACGUUUUGCAGAUGAAAAGGAAGGCAACAGAUCUUGAUCAAGAAGGAUUUGAGGAGCUCAGGAAGGAUUGCGAUCGCCAGGCAUCGAAAAGGAAGCGCGUCAAGGUUCUUUCACAUCAAGCGGUAGACGACAACCCAUUUCCAGAGGAUGGCAGCGAGUGUGAGGAGACUAAUCGAUGGAUAUACUCCCUCUGA